GAGAGUGAACGCUAGGGUGUUGGAGUUCUGGGUGUCAGCGCUGGAGGUCGGGCCCUGGAUGAUAUGAGGGGUUGUUUACAACCACAUUUGGGGGAGUUGUGGAGAAAGUGCGCUAUGCGUUGGCGGCAGGGAUAACUCGCUGUGUUCAGCAUCCUCUCUCUCAGGGAGGCCACAAAUUUCAGGGAAAACUUUGUUAUUUCUUCAGUUUUUGGAAGUUAAGCAGCUGUUUUGAAGAUUAGACCUUAAUAAGAAUCAUUUACUACCCAAUUAAAGUUGUCCAUGGCAAAGAAAACAAACAACAACAGGAAAAAAAUCAUCAAAGGGGCAGAUAACACAAAGUUCCUAUGUGCUUGGAUGUGAUGUUGGGUUGUUCAUCUCUUCCUCUGUGCUGGUUUGGGUAAAUCUGCAAAGGGAUUUUCCACAGAGAAUGUCUUCGGCCCCAGUAGCACCUUCUAAAUAUACACCCCUAAAUCUACUUAAGGAAGGCACUGUUGUCAAUGUCUGUGGUGUUGUGAGGUUCUUUAAGCCUCCGUACUUAAGCAAAGGAACAGAUUAUUGUUCCAUUGUCACAAUUGUGGACCAGACAAAUGUGAAGUUAACGUGCAUGCUCUUUAGUAGAGACUACGAUACCCUUCCCAGCAUUUAUAAAGUUGGAGACAUUGUUUGCUUCCAAGGACUGAAGAUCCAAGCAUAUAAAAAUGAGCUUCAGGGAAUCAGCAAGUUUGGUUUUGCAUCUUUGACAUUUGAUGGCACCUUAGGGGCUCCUGUCACACUGCGUACUUUAAGCAAGAAUUUUAACUUCACUGCUCAGGACUACAGUAUGGUAGAAGCCUUGCGGACGUGGGCAUCCACACACAUUUCAGCUUCUUCCAACUUAGUGCAGCUUUCUGAUGUUCAGCCCAUGCAGUACUACGACCUGACCUGUCAGCUCCUGGGCAAAGCACAAGUGGAUGGAGUGUCAUUUCUCCUAAAGGUAUGGGAUGGCACCAGGACAAAGAUUCCCUCUUGGAGAGUCUGCAUACAAGACAUUGCUUUUGAAGGUGACUUAAGUCACAUUCUGCAGCUACAGAAUCUGGUGGUAGACAUUGUCGUUUAUGAUAAUCAUGUCCAAGUGGCAAAAUCCCUAAAGAUUGGAAACUUCCUUAGAAUCUAUAGCCUCCGUACCAAACUUCAGCCAAUUAAUUCAGAGUCCACAACUUCCUUGGUAAGACUCGAAUUUCAUCUUCAUGGAGGAACUAGUUAUGGUCGUGGGAUCAGGGUCUUACCAGAAAGUCACUUUGAUGUGGAUCAGCUGAAAAAAGCUUUAGAAUCUGUAGAUUUGGAAGCUGUUCAGACCUCAGAUGACACCUAUCAAUCAGACAAUGUGGAGAAUUGUUUAACAUCUUCAAGCUCCGAAUCAGACUUAGUUUCCCUGUAUGAGGUGGAAAGAUGUCAACAACUCUGUGCUACAACACUUAUAGGUUACCACUAUUUAGAGAAGACAUCGUUGUGUGACAUUUUAAAGCAAAGAGCUCCUCAACAAUAUCGAAUCAGAGCAAAACUAAGAUCAUACAAGCCCAGAAGACUUCUUCAGUCUGUUAAACUUUUUUGUCCUAAAUGCCAUUUAUUGCAAGAAAUUCCAUCAGAGGAAAAUGUGGAUAAAAUUUUGCAAGAUGCUGCAGCUACAGCCCCAGACUGCAAGCUGCAAGAUACACCAUUAUAUGACUCAGAAGUCUGGACCACUGAAGGCCAAGGAGGACGGCAGGUUGCUGUACAUUUUGUAAAAAAUGAUGGCAUUCUCCCUCACUCAAGUGAAUGUCUAGUUUUGAUUGAAGGAGGCCAGCUCUGUGAAAUCUCGAAACUGUCAAGCAUGUUUCACAGUGUGAUCCCUGUGAGGUCUGGCCCUGAGGACCUGGAGCUCCUAGAUCUCGCAGCACCAUUCCUCAUACGAGGGAAGGUGUGUCACUAUGGAUGUAAACAGUGCUCAAAUUUGAAAACCAUACAAAACCUAAGUACCAUUCCUAAUAAAAGACUCUGGAUCCCUUCCUCUGUGGCAGAAGUUCUGGGCAUUGUACCUCUACAGUAUGUGUUUGUUAUGGCGUUCAUGUUUGAUGAUGGAACUGGAGUAUUGGACGUCUACCUCAAAGAUUCUGAGAAGUUUUUCCAGAUCCCAGCAUCAGAAGUCCUCACUGAUGAUGACCUUCAGAGAAAUCUGGAAAGGAUCAUGAAUGUCAUUUGUCCUCCAGGAAUAAAAAUAGAUGCGUACCCAUGGCUGGAGUGCCUCAUCAAGUCCUACAACGUCACAAGUGGAACAGAACAUCAAAUAUGUUACCAGAUAUUUGACACCAUGGUUGCAGAAGACAUCAUCUAG
This is a messenger RNA of Mus pahari (shrew mouse), 2350 nucleotides long. RefSeq names its product protection of telomeres protein 1-like. The record is from RefSeq and is a predicted model, not a curated record. Gene Ontology annotation, biological process: telomere capping; regulation of telomere maintenance via telomerase. Gene Ontology annotation, molecular function: telomerase inhibitor activity; G-rich strand telomeric DNA binding. The transcript has 18 exons. Gene Ontology annotation, cellular component: chromosome, telomeric region; nuclear telomere cap complex. NCBI's taxonomy places the organism in Eukaryota, Metazoa, Chordata, Mammalia, Rodentia, Muridae. Bases 428 to 2350 code for a protein of 640 amino acids.